Molecule: messenger RNA, 2575 nt
Organism: Gekko japonicus
Lineage: Eukaryota; Metazoa; Chordata; Lepidosauria; Squamata; Gekkonidae
Gene: TEFM
Product: transcription elongation factor, mitochondrial
Exons: 4
Coding region: 21-1106 (361 amino acids)
Biological process (GO): transcription elongation by mitochondrial RNA polymerase; mitochondrial transcription
Cellular component (GO): mitochondrial nucleoid
Molecular function (GO): DNA polymerase processivity factor activity; nucleic acid binding
Source: RefSeq, a predicted model, not a curated record
CGGCAUAGAAAAGGGCGAAGAUGAGCGUCAAAGGGCUUGUCGGUCUCAUACAAAGAGGUAGAAAAGGUUUUCUCCAGCUGCCUUUAGGUUCAUCUCGGCUGCAACCAUUGUAUCUUCUGUGGUGUCAGAAGUCAACAUCUGUUGCACAGCACGACUCAGCUGAUUCUUCAUCUGUUCCUGAGAACUUUAGGGAACCUAAACCAUCAAUAGAUGAUUUGUAUUCCUCUGAGCAGAAGUCUGCUGUUCUACAGCAACUCAAUUUGGCAACUGUUGAAGAACUUUCUGCUAUGAAACUCUUGCGAGGAAGAAAGUCCAUUAAUGUAAUAGAGUACAGAAAUAAGCAUGGGCCAUUUCAGGAUUUACAGAGUUUACUGGGAGUACCUCUUUUUCAAUAUAAAACCGCUGUUAAAGUGUGUGACUUUAUUCUUAACCCCCUUGCAAAAGAAGAAAGGAAGGAGAGGAAAACUGUAUCCAUAACGAAAUUUAUCAAGCCAGAAAUAGAAAGUGAGAAAUUGAAGAGUGCCAACAGCAUUGUGUCUGUUGUUUUUGGCACACGCAGAAUUGCAUGGGCUCAUGUUAACAGACAUUUAACUAUUCAUGACUGGCAACAGCACGACUGCACAAUGUUUAUGAAAGGAACCUACAUGCCGUCGGUUUAUCUGGAAGAGAUUUCUUCUGUAGUAUCCAGACUUCCUGAAGCAGAUUUUUAUGUUUUGGAAAAAAAUGGACUUUCUGUUUUGAAUGCAAAUCUGUUUCCAGUGAUGUUGCAUCUUCGUACAGUAGAAGCUAUGCUGUAUGCAUUGUUACAUAAAGCAUUUGCAGAAGAGGGCCAGCAUAAAGUACUAAGUAUGGCUCGAAUUUUUUUAGGGAAACACUUUGGGUUGAUGGUGGGAGAAUCACGGACUAGUGGAAUAGAUCUUGUAAAACAGCUUCUCUUAGAAUCUGUUACACUUGCUGAGCCUCGUGUGAAUUUUCCAAGAGAGACAGUGGUGAGUUACCAAAACCUGUUGUCUGCAAACAAGCCAAGGCGAGAUGAGGAACUGUGUGAUUCAUUGCUACAAGCAGUAGCUUUUUAUGAGAUUUUAACAAUGAACAACAACACUUAAAUCUUUCUAGAUUUCCUUGACCACCUUCUCUUGUUUGGUUUAUGGCAUCUACGGUAAUUUGGCAAUGUUAAUUAAAUUUUUAUACAUUGAGUCUAUACUAUAGCCCAAGAAGCAUAUACCUUCAGCAGUGGCGAAGCCAUGAUCGUAACAGGGGGAAAAAGCUAUUAAGAGCUAAUAUAAAAUUUACAAAUAUAAAAAUCUAGUCACACUGUACAGCUCUAUGGUUCUAUGAAAAAUCAAAACAAGGUUUGCCACUGUGGGUAGUAUUACAGUUGUAUGUAAAUUUAUUUAGAAGUGGUAUGUUUGAGCCCACAAGGUUAAAAAAAAAUUCAUAGAUCAUAUUUAAGGUAGUAACAUUGCUACUGAAUUAUGUAAAAUGGAUACUAUUGUUUGUCAGUUGCCUGAAUGCAAAUUUAAGAGUAUAUUAUGGUUUACUUUAAGCAGGAUGGCUGGGUUACAUUUUUAUCCCUCUGUUGCUGCAGAGAGCUGGUGUUUGUAUGAGGGGUUCUCUUGUCUGUUAUCUCUAACAACCUUGCAAAAUAGGCUAGGCUGAGACUGAGCUUCACAAGUGAGUGGAGAUUUGAAUAGUCAUAACUCCGUCCCACAUGAGAAGAGUGCAUAGAGUCUUAUGGUGCCUUGUUUAACUUCUAGUUCGUUAUGUUCAGAGUGGGCUUCAGUAUUCAUUAACACCAUGUGUAUACACAGCCUUAUUCCCCAGAAAUACACAAAUAUUUUGAGACUCUGUUGAGUACUGAAAGUUAACUGUACAACUUAUUAAGUACCAUUGCUAACAUGUAUAGGCGAGAGGCCUCAUGUAAUGAUCAUAUCCUACCAUACCUAACAACUCAUUGUGCUAGUUGGUACCAAUAUUUCUAGAGAUGUGAAGGCCCAGAAACCUUUUCCCUGAAGUCCCUUUUACAAUUUUUCCAUUGGAAAAUGUUUGGGAAAUAAAGCUCCUACAAAGUAUUUUCUCUUAGGAUGAGUGAAACGCUUUUAAAGACAAGGUGGGCAUGCUGUAGCCAUAUACAGCUCUUAAAUCCAAGAUGUGUUUCUGCACCUAGGACACCUAAUCUUCAUGAGGGGAGCAUGUAGGGCUUUCAUUGCAUCUCAGGUGUUGCAUGCCUUCUGUUGACCUUUCGACCUGACUUUUUUGUGGUUGAUUUUUUUAAUCUCAACAUUAAACCACUGUGACAGACAUUUACAGAAUGGGUAACAAAGUUUAUUGCCCUCCCGUGCUGGAUGGGAUGGGAACUGAGCUCUAACACAGGGGUAUCGAACUCAUUUGUUACAAGGGCUGGAUCUGACAUAAGUGUCACUUUCUUGGGCCAGGCCAUGCGUGCCAUGAAAUGUAACAUAAGGUACCUGAGAUAUAAAAUUUAUAAAGAUGAUUUUAGAUGCUGAAUGGCAAGAGCAGGUGUUACUGGAUUAGGUGUGAUAUGCAGAGGUGUGGGCAUACCACCAUUGGUGAU